ACUUAGCCUCCAUCACCCGCCACUACAAAAGCUCAUCCCCACUUCCAAGUUCUAAUCUUUUCCCAUUUUCCCUUCUUUUUCUUCAUCAAAGUUCCCUUUUUGCAUCCAAUUCAGUAGAGGAAUCUUAACAGACAUCAAAAUCCAACACCAAAAAACAUGGGAGGUGGAAUCAAUGAGGAAGGAGGAGGUGUUGUUGCUGUGGGAGAAAGGGAGGAGGAGAACAAGUGGCCACCAUGGCUGAAACCUCUUUUGAAGACUAACUUCUUUGUUCAAUGCAAAGUCCAUUCAGAUUCCCACAAGACUGAAUGCAACAUGUUUUGUUUGGAUUGUGUGAAUGGGGCUCUUUGCUCUGCUUGUCUGGCUUCCCACAAGGAACACAGAACAAUUCAGAUAAGGAGGUCUUCAUACCAUGAUGUGAUAAGGGUGUCUGAGAUACAGAAAUUUCUGGACAUAGCUGGGGUCCAAACUUACAUUAUAAACAGUGCCAAGAUUGUGUUUUUGAAUGAAAGGCCUCAACCUAGGCCAGGAAAAGGGGUCACCAAUACCUGCCAUGUCUGUGAGCGCAGCCUACUUGAUUCCUUCAGCUUCUGCUCUCUUGGUUGUAAGAUUGUUGGAACCUCCAAGAAGUUCAGGAAGAAUAAAAUGUUAGGUGAGACAGAUGGGUCUGAUGUUGAAGAAUCAAUGAGUGGAGUUAUUAGCAAUGGAAGUGCCAGAAACAAAAUCCAUAACUUCUCACCUUCAACUCCACCACCAACAGUGGUGAAUUACAGAACAGCCAAGAGGAGAAAAGGUGUUCCACAUAGAGCUCCAAUGGGGGGUGGGGAAAUUAUAGAAUACUAAAAUCAUAUAGUGGUUUUGGUCACUCGCCAAUCAGAAUCAACAUUUCCACCUUAAAAGACAUUGCCACUUCCUAAAGUGGCUUCUUAAAAAUAUUAUGCUUUUUUAUAUUUCAUAGUUGUUAUGCCUGAGCCUUGUUCACUGAGGCCGGUGUUGGGAACUACCGUUCUAUCUUGUACAGAAGAAAAGGGGAGAAGAGGGUAUUAGAAUGUUAAAAAGCAAAUAAUUAUUAUAACAAUGUAACAUUUAGUGGGGUGGGGGAGUACUUUUUAUGUUGGUAUAAGAAUGGCAUUCAUGUGUGGGUAUAUGAUGCUAAAUGUACAUAGUGGUUUGUAGAAAAGAAUUUGUAUAGCAUCAAAUUUGACAAUAAGAGAAAGUUAUAGUAUUAAUUUUAUUCCCUUGGUUUGGUA
Lotus japonicus is the source of this 1247-nucleotide messenger RNA. RefSeq names its product protein RGF1 INDUCIBLE TRANSCRIPTION FACTOR 1-like. Lineage: Eukaryota; Viridiplantae; Streptophyta; Magnoliopsida; Fabales; Fabaceae. The transcript has 4 exons. Bases 157 to 840 code for a protein of 227 amino acids. The record is from RefSeq and is a predicted model, not a curated record.